AUGGCUCUUUUGGCAAGCUGUGGAGAGCUGCACGUGGCUAUUAAUAAAGCGAUUCAUAUCGCAAUGGAAAUGUCUCAAGUCCCCAAAUCGGUGGAGCUCCCAAAUGUCGAAUUCGUUGGUGUUCCGCUUGACGAUAACACAAGUAGUGGUCACGCCAUCCUUUCCCAUGAAUACUCUGGCGUUCUUGAAGAAUACGAAAUCACUACUUCUAGUGGGAUUCCUAUCCGUGUAUAUCGACAACCCUCGAAUUCCAAAUCUGCUAUUUUAACAUACCACGAUAUCGGGACAAAUUACACGUCAUUCUUGGGCUUUUUCUCCUACCCUGAGAUGCGGGUGAUUUCGCGUCAUUUUACAAUCUACCAUGUCUGUGCUCCGGGUCAUCAUGAAGGGGCUGAGGCACUUACAGUUAAUCAGUACCCUAGAAUGGACGAGCUGGCCGAAAUGCUAACCUCAGUUGUGGACUACUUUAAAAUAAAAUACUUUAUCGGUUUCGGCAUGGGUGCCGGCUCCAACAUUCUGGCCCGUUUUGCGCUCCAUCACCCGGAGAAUGUACUUGCUCUGUUUCUGCUCAACCCGAAUGGAACAACUCACGGUUACUACGAGUGGUUCCGCAAUCGCUGGUCUGAUUUGCCCAAUCUGCAGCGUGGUUUCUUCACUGAUAACCUCCUCAGCCAACUUGAAGCUCAUUGGUUCGGAUUUGGUCUAGCGGACAAUCACGAUCUAGUUGCCUUUUACACUCAACUUGCUCGCAGCCUAAAUCCUGUCAACUUGGCGGGCUAUAUUGAUUCCUACAUUAACCGCACCGACCUCGGUCUAGUCCGCUGUCUUGAUCCACCCUCGGUGAUUGAACAGCGUGAGCGCGAGGCCGAGUCUCAAGGAGCUCAACCCACUGCGAUCAAGGUCAACUGUUGUCUGGUAACGGGUGCUCUAGCGCAGGAUUUGGCUCGCGCAUUGUCUGACCUAAAUGGACGCAUGGAUCCGAGGAGGACGCAGUUCCUUCUAGUGCCCGAUUGCAAUGGAUUUUUGAUGGAAGAGGACCCAGACAAGUUGGCGGUGAACUUUCUGCAUUUUCUGCGGAACGAGGGCUUUUUGGUGUGUAUGACUCCAGAGAAGCUACGCAAGGAAGCAUCUGCAGUGCAGAUGGAACUAGCGCGAAAAACCAAUCAGGAGCUGCCUAGCUCGGCCUUCAUGCCAGAACAGGAGGCUUAG
Messenger RNA from Echinococcus granulosus, 1209 nucleotides. RefSeq lists its product as hypothetical. The transcript is spliced from 9 exons. Bases 1 to 1209 code for a protein of 402 amino acids. NCBI's taxonomy places the organism in Eukaryota, Metazoa, Platyhelminthes, Cestoda, Cyclophyllidea, Taeniidae. The record is from RefSeq and is a predicted model, not a curated record. Gene Ontology annotation, cellular component: cytoplasm. Gene Ontology annotation, biological process: signal transduction.